AUGUUCAGGGCCAAUGGUGGCUGUGGGUACGUCAAGAAACCAGAUUUCUUACUAAAGGCUGAUUCACCUAAUGAAGUCUUUGAUCCUAAAGUUCCAUUACCAGUUAAAACUACUUUGAAGGUGACCGUAUAUAUGGGUGAAGGAUGGUAUUUUGAUUUCUCUCAUACACACUUUGAUGCAUAUUCACCUCCAGAUUUCUAUGCUAGGAUAGGAAUUGCUGGAGUCGAUGCAGAUACUCUAAUGAAGAAAACUAAAACACUCGAGGACAACUGGAUACCAAAUUGGAAUGAGGUGUUUGAGUUUCCAUUAACAGUUCCUGAACUGGCUUUACUUCGGAUUGAAGUUCACGAAUAUGACAUGUCUGAAAAGGAUGAGUUUGGAGGCCAAAUGUGCCUACCUGUGUCAGAGCUAAGAGAAGGUAUCCGAGCAGUUCCACUCUACAGUCGCAAGGGCGAGAAGUACCAGUCUGUAAAGCUUCUUAUGCGCUUUGAGUUUGUUUGA
Ilex paraguariensis (yerba mate) is the source of this 501-nucleotide messenger RNA. Lineage: Eukaryota; Viridiplantae; Streptophyta; Magnoliopsida; Aquifoliales; Aquifoliaceae. The record is from the annotation of a GenBank genome assembly.